This is a messenger RNA of Athalia rosae (coleseed sawfly), 1384 nucleotides long. RefSeq lists its product as uncharacterized. The transcript has 2 exons. The record is from RefSeq and is a predicted model, not a curated record. Lineage: Eukaryota; Metazoa; Arthropoda; Insecta; Hymenoptera; Athaliidae. The coding region runs from base 106 to 1245 and encodes 379 amino acids.
CGUUGUCAGGUCACCGGGCGAUAACGAAUGUCCUAUUAAUUCCGCGUAUAAAAUCGCGAUCGAUCACCGGGUGUACAGAUCGCUUCGCGAAUUCAACCGAUCAACAUGCGGACGACGUUGAUUUUUCUCUUCGUUGGGCAAGCUUGUCUGCUGAACGCGGACCCGCUACCAAAAGCCGAGGAACCUCGCAACGCUUUUUCGUGGUUGCGACACGAAGUCGUCGAAAGGGACACUAGCGAGGAUUCGCUGUGGCUGAGACAGUGGCUGGUAAACGAGCCGGACGCGGCUACCGCGUGGAUCAGAAAGACUCUGAACAACACUCAAAACGCCCUGAGGAUAUGCAAAACUUGGUUCGCUAACAACAGCGAAAUUCUCGACUCGCUGAUCGGAGAAACGGCGAUCGAAUCGUGGUACGUCGAUCAAGCCCUCGACGAAAAUCAGGACGCCGCGACUUGGGAGAGUUUGAAAGCGGGCAGAAACGACACCGAGUUCGCUAUAAAAGAACUGAGGGAAACAUUGACGAACGAAAGCGCUUUGUUCGUAGAAGCGAUCAACGAAUGGCCGGCUGAGGAAGACAACGACGGAGCUCCGAAAUUUUUACUUCUUCUGAUGGCGGCGAUAGCGAGCGGCGACGAGGAUGACUCCACCUCCGACGACGACGAAGGUGAAUCUCUGUGGAAGAAACUCUCCCAAGCCGAUUCUAACGAACCGCGUAACGCUCUCACGUGGGUGAAACGUGUGGUUCUGUCCGGUACCGGUGACGAAACGGCCUGGCUGAGGGACGCGUUGGUGAAAGAUCCCGAGGGAGCCACCGGAUGGAUAAAACAAGCGCUUCGUAACACCAAGGAGUGCAUGGCUGCGAUAAAAUUGGCGCUCAAGAACGAGACUCAAGCGAUCAAUGUGGUGGAAAGUGAGACUCGAAGCGGACUGUGGUACGUCGAUCAGGCGCUCGACGAACACCAAGACGCCGAAACUUGGGAUAAACUGAAAUCGGAAAGAAACGAUACGGAAACGGCAGCGCGUUGGAUAAGGGGCAAUUUGGCCAACAGUACUCAAGAGGUUCUGUCGUGGUUGAAAGAAGUUCUAUCGAACGAAAACGAGGAGGCCAGAUUCGUACUGUCUUUCCUUUUCGUCUCACCUGAAACGGACGAUAACUCGUCACUUUCGCUAUCGGUUGAAGAGGACGACGAAGAUUUCUGGUCGAAACUCCUCGAAGCCAAGACCAGCAAGAAUACGGUAGCAUAGGCGAUCUGCGCAUUUUUUUUUCAACUACAUUCCUCCACGAAUUUUAGAAAAGUAAAAACGUUGUGAUAAAAAAAAAGAUUGCUUUGCGCUAAAUGUACAAGUUCGAAUUGGAUGAAAAAUAAAGAAAAAUUUCAAAGUA